AUGUCGCGUCCGACUGAAGAAAGAAAUCAAGAUGCCACUGUAUACAUUGGAAACCUUGACGAACGCUGUACAGAAGCUUUGAUUUGGGAGCUAAUGCUUCAGGCUGGCCCAGUUGUUAACGUCCAUUUACCGAAGGACCGUGUUACUCAAACGCAUCAAGGUUAUGGAUUUUGUGAGUAUAUGAGCGAAGAAGAUGCUGAUUAUUCUAUAAAAAUAAUGAAUCAAAUUAAACUAUAUGGAAAACCUAUUCGUGUCAAUAAGGCAACUUCUGAUAAAAAGAACUUGGAUGUUGGCGCUUCAUUAUUCAUCGGCAAUCUGGAUCCCGAUGUUGACGAGAAAAUGUUAUAUGAUACCUUUAGUGCAUUCGGUGUUAUUGUGCAGACUCCUAAGAUCGCAAGGGAUCCAGAUACUGGAAAUAGUAAAGGGUAUGGCUUUAUUUCUUACGAUAAUUUUGAUUCAUCCGAUGCUGCAAUCGACGCUAUGAACGGUCAAUAUUUGAUGAAUAAAUCGAUCACCGUAUCAUAUGCAUUCAAAAAGGAUGGUAAAGGAGAGAGACACGGAAGUGCCGCUGAGCGUUUGUUGGCUGCACAAGCCAAAAAGAACCAAAGUUUACCGAACCGUCUCUUUGCUGACAUUCGACCGCUAGCUCCUCAGCCAAUCAUAGCAGCACGACCAAUCGCUCCUAAUCCUCCAAUCGUUAGUGCAUUGUCACGACCUGUUGCAUUACCAUCACAAAUGG
Molecule: messenger RNA, 739 nt
Organism: Racocetra persica
Lineage: Eukaryota; Fungi; Glomeromycota; Glomeromycetes; Diversisporales; Gigasporaceae
Source: the annotation of a GenBank genome assembly